AUGGCCACUGCCACUGCUGGCGACAGGAGCAAGAAAGCCACAGAGGCGCAUGCGACACCUGGGGGCGGGAAUGCGCGAUGGCCGCCCACGAUGAUGUCGGGCCAUGAGGAGCUGCCACAUAAGGAAGCCCUCGAGCUGAUUGCGCACGGUGCGCCGGUCUACAAGGGACGCAAGAAGGCGAUCCCUCACGCAUCGGAUCAGCACUAUGUGCUCUACGUGACAAGCUCCAAGACCCGAAGCGGAGGCACCGAUGUUGCGAAGCCGCACGAUGCCAUGUCGCAUCUCAUGACAAUGAGGAUCCAGGCGAGCGGACACACAUCGCAUCCCUGGGAAACGAUAGAGCAGCCCAGUUACGCCUUCUACUACGGUCGCCUGGGCGGCACCAUCACGCUUAAUCAGUGGGCCGCCGCGGCGAGCAAUAUUCCAUCCAAGAUUCCGCUGAGGGACUCGGGUGUCAUGCCGCGAGAGGUGAGCUUGGAGCAGAUCUUUACGCGAUUGAAGGAUUUGCAGCUGGGUUUGGAGGACGAUGACUUGAGCCUCUUGUACCGAUCUCUCUACAAACGCUUCCUGCGAGAUCCCGACAGGCUUCUAAGUCCACACAAGACGCUGGACAAGCAGAUUGCCGACUUGAUCAUGGCGCUCUCACGCCCUGAUUGGAUCGACUACACCGAGCCAAAAAAUCAGGUCGUGACUCGCUUCAUAUUUGAUGGCUCCACCGAGGAGAGCCGGGAGCAGUAUCACAAAUUCUUCCACCAGCUGCUCCUUAGCCUCGAGCUGGAGUUGCGCAUUCAGUCGCAGCAUCACGAUGACUGGGCCAAAGAGAAGUUGCUACAACAGAUGCCCCCGACGAUCAAAUGGAAUCUGGCACUUGCGAGACGGUGGCGUGAGAAUGUCCGAGUGGAUGCGUAUGGCAAUUCGCCCGAGGAAGUGAAACUGCGAUAUAAGCUGAAGAAGCGCCAAGUAAAGCAGCUCAAGAAGUUUGCUCAGAUCAUGAAAUGGCCUAACCUAAGGGAAACAAUGGAAAGCCUAGAUCAGAAGGAUGAGGAAUUUACUCUGGACUCCAUAAGCUCAGAUGCGUUUGCCUACUUUAGUGGACUUGUACUUCCUGGACCGACAUUCUCGUUCCUCAUUAUGAACACGCUCAUCGAUCUAGACCCAGACCCGGCAACGAAUGAGUUAGCCCUGCUUUCACAUACGCACCCGCAAGUUGGCUUUCAGUAUCGUAAUAGUCACACAUACUGGUCGGCAAGCUGCAUUGUGGGUAAAGUGCUGGCCCCUACAUGCCACUCGGUCGCAGGUUGGGUCGGGCCUGGCAGGCCAACGUCGGAGCUUGGCCGGUCUCAGAUUGCCCGCAUCCGAACCAGGCUGCCGAAGCAACGAAUGACCCGUGAGGACGUAGAGACGAUGAGUACGCGGUCCGAUGCGCUAGGGCCGCGGGCAGAUGCAUAUCCUGUGCGCGAGUAUAAGCUACCCGAGCUCGAUGGUGCGAGGUACAUGGUGGACGCAGUGAGGAUGGAGCUUCUGAGCUUUAAACCAGUUAACGCCACGGGUCGUGAGAGCAACACUACCAGCCCUCGGCUUUUCGAUGCCCAAGCCCAAUUUGCUAUUGAUGGCGUUUCUUGGCCUUUACGGCUCAUGUACGACGUAAGCUUCAUUUCCGCGUGGCCGUGUUCGGAAGGGCCACACCCCCUGUUCUACGACUAUGUAUACCAGCUCGUCAAGGCGGACGAGAUUAUCAAAAUACGCAACUGGGGCGGUUUGUAUGGAGCGGACGGCCAGAACUCUGGGCCCAGUAGCGCCGCCUCGAGCCCUCCACCGGCGGCCGACGCGGCAAAUGCCGUGGUUGAUAGGGAUGUCGACGAUGAGAAGGUGCUUGUGGUGGACGCAGUAGGUGUUCGAGACAAUGAGGUGCUGGCGAGAGCUUGGUGCGCUCAUUGGGGCCUCAGUGCAGUAGUGGCGGAUGUCCACAAGACUUGCAUGGCUUGUGCUAUCAGAGAAGCAUAUGCGGCGACAUUAACGGUAGUAAUCCUGGUCGAGGACCAGCCACACGAUGACCAUGAAUGA
Messenger RNA from Trichoderma virens Gv29-8, 2064 nucleotides. RefSeq lists its product as uncharacterized. Bases 1 to 2064 code for a protein of 687 amino acids. Lineage: Eukaryota; Fungi; Ascomycota; Sordariomycetes; Hypocreales; Hypocreaceae. The record is from RefSeq and is a predicted model, not a curated record. The transcript has 4 exons.